Messenger RNA from Clunio marinus, 180 nucleotides. NCBI's taxonomy places the organism in Eukaryota, Metazoa, Arthropoda, Insecta, Diptera, Chironomidae. The record is from the annotation of a GenBank genome assembly.
AUGGGGAAACAUCCUAAAACAAAACUAAAGUUGAAGCCCCAAAGUGUUUCUCAAGAUGCUUUCAGUUCAAAAUCCGGAACUUCAACGAUAUUGGCAGAAUCUGAUGAUAGGAGUUGGGCAAAAAUAGCUGGCACACGGAAACAGUCGAGUGGAAAUUUCAUUCCGAAAUCGAUAAAUUAA